Messenger RNA from Drosophila gunungcola (fruit fly), 717 nucleotides. RefSeq lists its product as uncharacterized. The transcript has a single exon. Lineage: Eukaryota; Metazoa; Arthropoda; Insecta; Diptera; Drosophilidae. The coding region runs from base 4 to 711 and encodes 235 amino acids. The record is from RefSeq and is a predicted model, not a curated record.
GCAAUGCCAGUGCGCCUCUCAAGCGCACGAAGUCUGAACAAUCCUCGACAUCCUCCGCGGCAUGCCCUGCGGCAGCCGAGUUCGUCACCGCCCAACACCAAGCUCCAGCUCCAGCCCCACUGCCCGCUCCCACUGCUCCGGCGAGUGCUCCUCCUACUGUUCCUACUGCUCCUCGGACCCGCUCCCACCCUAUGCGAACCCGGCCCGAACUGCACCUUCAUCGAGGGCUACAUCCUGCAGUACGUCUGCCACGGCAGCUACGUUGAAGACAUGCGACUGCAGCACAAGGACCGCCUGCCGGCCCUGGGCACACCGUACGCGAUCUGGAGGCGGUCCGACACCAUCGAUCCGGCCUACCUGCUCAUCUCCUUCUACGACUCGCCGCUCUUCAGCUGCUACACAGUGGUCAUGAGCGAGGGCCAGUUCUACUGCGACGGCCGCAAUUUCGUCGAGCCGAACACGGAGGCCGCCCAGCUGCAGUGCAUCAACUUCCCGUUCCACUACACCACGGACCUGUACGACGCGUGUGCCGCUAGCCCCUGUCCGGACGACUCGCCGCCCAUCUCGGUGGCCAUUGCCUACAUGAAGGAGAACAUCAAGAAGACCAGUGAGGCGGGUCCACCCGCAAAACGCCCGCCUUUCUUCCACUUUCUUGUGCCCACGAUCCACUUUCUGCUAACGCGAUAUUUUGCUAUUUUACUAUGUCAAUAAAAUGGU